This is a messenger RNA of Aureobasidium namibiae CBS 147.97, 1518 nucleotides long. RefSeq lists its product as uncharacterized. The transcript is spliced from 4 exons. The record is from RefSeq and is a predicted model, not a curated record. NCBI's taxonomy places the organism in Eukaryota, Fungi, Ascomycota, Dothideomycetes, Dothideales, Saccotheciaceae. The coding region runs from base 1 to 1518 and encodes 505 amino acids.
AUGACCAGCGGUGAUGACUCACAGUGCCAGCAAUCAUAUGAGAACUGCCUCUUCGGUCAGACCACUACCAGCGAUGUUCACUGUGUUUCCGAGGUCUACGCUACCAUCCAGAACGGCUCGUCUGACCAGGACGCUCAGGUUGUCAACGCUCAAUGCAAAGACUUCUGCGCUAGAGGUUACGACAUUCUCUCUGGAAGCGGAGACUCUGCUCACAACGCCACCGCUUUGUCUUGGUACUCGAGCUGUCUUGGAGCCAAGAACCUUCCCACUCUGACUUCGAGCUGUGUCUCCAACAGCGAAUCCUCGUACCUCAACGCCACUACCGGCGACAAUGCUCAAGACUCUGACCUCGCUACCUGCAAGUCUCAAUGCUCUUACCUCGCAACUACUUGCCAGGCAAGCGGUGACGAGAGCGUAAAGGCAGGCUGCCUGUCAUUCUACUCUGACUGCACCUCGGGUACCAACUCCACCACCUCCACCAUCAACUGUGUUGCCGAUGUCGAGCAGUGCUACCUCGACGGCAAGGACGACCAGCUCUGCGACGACAUGAACGCUCAGUGCAAGAACCAAUGCACCAGAGCCAGAUCUGCCUGUGGAAGCAGCGGUGACCCCAGCGUUGUUGGCAACUGUGAUUCUCAGUACGAAUCAUGCCUCGGCAGCUCCAAGCUUGUGCCCUCCACCGUCGACUGUGUCUCUCGCACUGAGGCCUGCUACACUUCCGGCAAGUACACCGACGCUGAGUGUGAUGCCCAGAACGCUAUCUGCAAGACCACCUGCUCUCGUUCUAUGGACACGUGCACUAGCGGCGGCAACUCCUCUAGCAUCCUGUCUGCUUGCUCGACCCACUACAACCAAUGCCUCGGAGCCUACGAGGUCUCUCCUAUCUCAACCAUCGACUGUGUCAAGGACGCCACUACCUGCUUCCUGUCUGGUGACGCUUCCAACAACUGCUCUGCUUCCACUGCUGUAUGCAAGACUGAGUGCUCUCGCAUGAACGAUGUCUGUCUCUCAAGCGGUGACGCAUCUAACACCUGCUCGCAGCUUCUCGACUCUUGCGGCAGCAGCAGCACUAACUCUUCGACCUCUGCUCAAAGAAAGACUUGCCAGGCCGGUAACAACACCCUUGCUGAGUGCGACCGUCAGGAUGCCUCGUGUGGCAACUCUUGCGCCACUACCCUUGACACCUGCUUGACCAGCACCACCGCUGACAAGGCUGCCUGCAACCACUUGUACAUGCUUUGCCAGAACAAGGACAACUUCAAGGUUACCAGCAUCCCCGCCAGCCUCAAGCCCACCAUCAGCGUUCCUUCCACCAACGCCACCUCCGCUGUUCAGACCACCGGUGCUUCAUCUGUCAUUCUGUCCACCGGUGGUGCUUUGUCCACUGGCGGCGCUGUUUCCACUGGUGGUGCCUUCGCCACCUCUACCUACUCGCCUUCUCAGUACACUGGUGCCGCCAACAAGGUCGGCGCCGCUGGUCUGGCUGGUGUCGCAGCUUUCGCCGCUUUCCUUCUGUAA